This is a messenger RNA of Plasmodium adleri (nom. inval.), 1335 nucleotides long. RefSeq names its product haloacid dehalogenase hydrolase, putative. Bases 1 to 1335 code for a protein of 444 amino acids. Lineage: Eukaryota; Apicomplexa; Aconoidasida; Haemosporida; Plasmodiidae. The transcript has 9 exons. Gene Ontology annotation, biological process: nicotinamide riboside biosynthetic process; inosine salvage; nicotinic acid riboside biosynthetic process. Gene Ontology annotation, molecular function: magnesium ion binding. The record is from RefSeq and is a predicted model, not a curated record.
AUGAAGAAUUUGGACAUAAAUACAUUCGAUAAUAUCGAGGAUAUUCCUUUAGGUUCUUCUGAACAAGACCCAUAUGAUUUUUUUACUUUAUCAGAUAGAAAUGUUAUGAAUUCAGAUAUGAAAAAAAAUAUUGUUCAGUGGAAUAAUCGUUAUAGCUACAAUCAAUUAAAAAACAAAGACAGUUUGAUAAUGUUUCUUGUAGAAAUAUUUAGAUCUCUGUUUGUAUCCAAUUGUAUUGACAAAAAUAUUGAUAAUGUUUUAUUAAGCAUAGAAGAAAUGUUUAUUGAUCAUUACUAUAAUCCACAACAUAGUCGAUUGAAAUAUUUGAUAGAUGAUGUUGGAAUAUUUUUUACAAAAUUACCUAUAACAAAGGCUUUUCACACAUAUAAUAAAAAAUAUCGUAUUACGAAAAGAUUGUAUGCUCCACCAACAUUCAAUGAAGUUAGACAUAUACUUAAUCUUGCUCAAAUUUUGUCCCUUGAAGAAGGCCUAGAUUUAUUAACCUUUGAUGCUGACGAAACACUAUAUCCGGAUGGUCAUGAUUUUAAUGAUGAAGUUUUAGCUAGCUAUAUAUCAUGUUUAUUGAAGAAAAUGAACAUUGCCAUAGUGACAGCAGCUUCUUACAACGAUGAUGCAGAAAAAUAUCAAAAACGAUUAGAGAAUUUGUUAAAAUAUUUUUCGAAGCAUAAUAUUAAAGAUGGAUCAUAUAAAAACUUUUAUGUUAUGGGUGGGGAAAGUAAUUAUUUAUUCAAAUGUAACGAAGAAGCUACCUUAUAUUCUGUACCUGAAAAUGAGUGGAGACAUUAUAAAAAGUUUGUUGAUUAUGAUACUGUUCAGGAUAUAUUAAAUAUAUCGGAGAAAUGUUUAGAAAAAGUUAUAAGAGAUUUUGGCUUAUGUGCACAAAUUCAAAGAAAAGAAAAAUCAAUUGGUUUGGUUCCUAAUAAAAUACCAUCUUUAAAUGUAAAAAAUGAACAAAAGAAUUACAUGAUAAAAUAUGAAGUAUUGGAAGAAGCAGUAAUUCGUAUAAAAAAAGAAAUUAUAAAAAACAAAAUAACAGCACCUUAUUGUGCAUUUAACGGAGGACAGGAUUUAUGGGUAGACGUUGGAAAUAAAGCGGAAGGGCUAUUAAUAUUACAAAAGUUAUUAAAAAUACAAAAAAAGAAAUGUUGCCAUAUCGGUGACCAGUUCUUACACUCAGGAAAUGAUUUUCCAACAAGAUUUUGUAGUUUAACAUUAUGGGUUAGCAACCCUCAAGAAACUAAAGCAUGCUUAAAGAGUAUAUUGCAUUUAAACAUAAAAUCAUUUAUUCCGGAAGUUUUAUAUGAAAAUCAAUAA